AUGGCCACCAAGCCCACGAACGAAGAUCAAGACCGUGCUGCUCAAGCCUCCAUCCCCGUCAUGCUCGACCCACCAUCGCUCCGGCCUCACGCGUCAUCGCCGUCACCGGAAGCCUCCGCCUCCACAUUCCGCUUCGGAUCGAUGCCCCCUGCUGUGGAUCCACCUUCUCCCAACAACAUCCACCACUCGGAGCCCGAUUCCAGCAACCAUUUGGAGCUCGAUUCCGACGAUGAGGAUGUGGAUGAGGUCCUGUUGGUGGACUCGCCACCACUGCUUCCUCGUCCUGGUGGAUCCUGGGCGCAUUCAUCGUCGCCGCCUCUUGACGCACCAAUGCUGGAACAGUCACCUCCCAACAGUUGCAACUUCGACCACCGGCGAUCCAUCCCCAACUUGUCGACGACUAAUCUGCACAGCUCCGUGGACACUCCACCGCCGCCGCCGCCGCCACUCAAUCAACGUCGGCCACAGCCUGACGGUGACCUAGUAGUGCCUCCAACGCCCGAGUCAGAGCCCAAGACAAGCCUUACCUACGCCGAUAUCGUCUUCGAGUUCGCUUCGCUGACAGCCCUUCGUACUCUGCUUCUUCAAGCAUCAAGUCAUCUAGGAACACCUGGUGGAGAAAGGUUGAGUAUCCACGGGAGGAGCUGCGCCACUCACCAAUCCAUCCAAGUUGCAAAGAUGGGAGCACGACUCGUCUCUCUCCCCGCAUUCGAAAGAUCAUUGAAGGCCGCUGCUUCAUUUGCCUUGCACGAGGUCACUGGGCUGCCACUUGCCGAGAGCCCAUCACCUGCUUCCAGUGCCACCGCUCGAGCCAUCGUGAGCAGGAUUGUCGUCAGCGUCACCAACAUCCCCAUCAAUCGGCCAUGCCUUGUCAUCCACCUCUGCCGCAAGGUCUUCCACGGGAGGAACAAUCAUCAGAUACAUGCCAUGGCAGAAAAGCUGAAGAUACCUUUGGCGUUGAAUCAAGACUGGUCAGGCGUGAACCAAGCAACAAUAACUGAACCGAGCCAGGAACCAAAGAGCUGGGGAGACCAACUUCACAGGACCAAGGAGAUUGCCCCUAGUGGUUCCCCAGGGAAAGUGGCGACAACAUUCAACAAGAUCAAUUCUUCUUUGUCCAACGGAUCAGCAAUACCGGAGGUUACAAUCCAGGAUGUCGAAGAUGCCCUUCUUCAAAUAGAGAUUGCUGCAGCUAAGGAACCCCCAUUGCAUUCCAUCUCAUGUUGCUCACCUACUCAUGAUGCCGGUGGGGAAUCUGACUCACUUCUACUCUCCCCAAUCUCAACAAAUGUUGAGCCCUCUUGUCCUGUGGAGAUCGACACAAAUGUUGAGCCCUCUUGUCCUCUGGAGAUUGAUGCAUCGUCCCCUGUGCUAACAUGCCAUCAGCUCGAGGAUACAGAACUGGCAAAGGCGACCUUGGAGGGGGCGACGAGGCUCAGGUUGAGGAGGUGUCGUUUUCGCCCGGGUUGCGUGUACACCAGGCGUUCGUGCUUCGGGUCUGAACACCCCCAUCGUGGCUUUGGGGCUGCCGCUGGGGCCGAGCCUUGCAUGGACAUUGGAGGACAGGAACACACUUCGCCACCUUCGCCAGAGGAUGCUGGCCAGUCUGCACGUAAGGUAGCGCUGGCAAACUUCAUCCAGUCAAUAACCAAGUUUGUCCAACAACCCCUGCUUCCUCCACAACAUGGACUAAUGAAGCCACGGAGGGAAAAGAAGAGGCCGAGCAAGCCGUCCCGGUGCAGUGCGCGUCUAGCAGCCAUUGCUUGGCCGCGUGGUGAUGCGCAGAGCAAAGCAAGGCAAGUGCUCAUGAAGCGGUUGGGCGUCACACAGGAAGAAAGCGAAACUAUAGAGAUGACCUUGCAGCGCUACCUCAACCUCUUCAAAGGUCCGAUGUCCGACCUUAUCAUCAAGGCGCUGGUGGCACUCAGUGGCCUCGACAGACCAGCCAUGUCGAGGCAAAUCGUCAUGGGAGGAUGUCUAGGCGUUUAG
Miscanthus lutarioriparius is the source of this 1989-nucleotide messenger RNA. The record is from the annotation of a GenBank genome assembly. NCBI's taxonomy places the organism in Eukaryota, Viridiplantae, Streptophyta, Magnoliopsida, Poales, Poaceae.